Molecule: messenger RNA, 5263 nt
Organism: Spodoptera litura
Lineage: Eukaryota; Metazoa; Arthropoda; Insecta; Lepidoptera; Noctuidae
Gene: Mondo
Product: MLX interacting protein mondo
Biological process (GO): regulation of transcription by RNA polymerase II
Cellular component (GO): nucleus
Molecular function (GO): RNA polymerase II cis-regulatory region sequence-specific DNA binding; DNA-binding transcription factor activity, RNA polymerase II-specific; protein dimerization activity
Source: RefSeq, a predicted model, not a curated record
UAUAUGUAUUUUUUAUUUGAAUUGGACAAUUUAGUAGAUAAUAAAUUAAUGACACAAACUCUACUCUCGCUAACCGGCGCCCACUAGCUUUACUGAUGGCACAUUCAUAAACAAUUAUUUGGUCAUUAUUUAGAGAAGUUAAUAGAUUUUGGUCCGAUAAUAUCUAGUUUUGUCGGAAAUGUAGUAACGAAAUUAAAAAUAUUUGUAUCACAAGAAUAAGAUUCACUGCUACUUAUACUAUUUCAUAAAGGUAGGGCCACCACCAGAUAUGUCGACGAAGUGAUUAUAGUUGUUAGUUAAUCGGAGAUCAAUUUCUGUAAACUGCAGUGUCUAAUGAGCCUUUAAGGUUUUUGAAGCACCACAGACGCUGGAAAGAGAAACAUUCUGAACUGCUUUAUAAUUGUAGUCAAGUAGUUGUAAAUGUUCUUCAAAUUGGUAACUAUGAGAACACCUACAAAAUGACGAGUGUACCAGUAACAGAUUAUGACGUGAUUUAAUCGUAUGUAAAAGCGCUAUCCAUAAAGUAGUGCCUGCUACAAGUAGGUACUCCGCCGAGCCCGCUGAAUCCUGUAAUUUAUUGAUAACUAUAUCAAAUUUAUUGUAACAAAUCGCUUUUCUAAUUUACCUUCUGCCUCUUAUUUGUACAAGUAGAAACUGCAGAUAAGAUACGCUAUGUUUCUUUCUUAUCAAACUGUUAUUUGCUAUAAGCUUAAGAUCACAAAUUGAUAGCGAUGUUGAUAACCAGCUUACCACUUCAUUGUCGGACAAUUUAUUUCCACUGUGCAGCACAGUCUUGUAAUAUUGUCUACAAUUUUGACAAAUAUUUCUUUUUAUUUUUUACAAUCAUGGAGUUUAUUUUUAACAACGUAAAAAUGCUACUCCUUAGUUCAAGGACCUUUAUAGUCAACAUUUUUAUGAUAGUUCAGUUAUCUAAUGUUAGUUUGUGACGGGUGUAUAAUUGUAUAUAGGAAGAGCAUGGUAUAAAACUUCGGUGGAAGGACAAGAUUCGAUUAAACAACGUCAUAUGGCGGUGCUGGCAUAUGCAGUUCAUAAAGAAACAAAAUACUUUGGUAUGCCAAUUCGCUUCCCCGUUAGAUGUUGACACACACGUAAAACCAGAGGCAACAAUAUUAGAAGGUAAAUAUUGGAAACGAAGAGCAGAGGCGGUUAUAGCAGAAUAUAAAAAAUGGCGCAAGUUUCAUAUAAUGCGACUCCUUGGAAAAGGAGAUACAUCAGUCCAGGACACGAUAUCGGAUAUGGACACGGUGGAAUCGUUCUCACAGUGCAGCGACCUAGCAGGCAAUAUGCUCACAGACGAGGACUACCUCAACUUCAUGACUGACACACUCUUUUCCACCAUCAGCAGCCACCAACCCUUCGCCUUCCCGGACUGCAGGGAAAUAGCUAGAGGCGCAAGUUUAGCAGACUUCAUACAACCAAGUUUAGGUCCUCUGCAACCCAAUCUUGAUGAUUUUAUGGACACAUUGGAACCACUUCAAGAUUUGUUGACGCCCAGACCGCUACCGCCAGUACCCGAAGAAUCCGCGUUGCCCUCCGACGACUCAAUGUACCGCGGGGCUAUGUCAGUAGACACAUACUCGUCACAGAACUUCAUGACCAGCAACCAGAGCAACACAGCGGUCACGAUGCCCACCAGUCAGAUGUCUCUGCACGGGACAACCAACAAUACUCAAAUGAUGUCGAUGGCUGAGCAAACAAUAAAGAAUGAGCAGCAGAUGGGAAUGUACGAUAACGGCAGGCUCUUCUCCCAGUCCGACAUGCAGAACAAUAUGAUGAAUGCUCAAGAGAUGCUGUCUCCGUAUCAACAGAUUACUUAUGAACAGCAGAAUACGUCACAGUCCGACCAACAAAUGCAUAAUGUUUAUGUUGGAAAGUCAUCUCGGUUACAAUAUGUUAACACUCCCAAACUUGUGACGCAGACGGACCCCUGCUAUAAUCAAUAUAAUAAAGGUGUACCACCUUCACAAACUGCGCCAGAAACAGUAUCGUUGCUACAGCAACCAAUACAAAAUUCUAAGUACGCGUCUACUAUAGUAAUACAGGGGCGUGGGGGCUACAGCAGAGAGAAGCCCAGGCAGAGAGUCUCCCACUACUCGGGCCAAGUCCAGAGCAACCAGUACCAGAGUUACGGACAGGCCAUGAGUCAGUCGGCGCCGCCGGUGUCCCCGCAGGGCUACGAGUCUCGCGCGGUGAGCUCGCGCCAGACCUCGCCGCAGAUGCAGUAUUUGCAGCCAAGUCCCGUGGACUCGUAUAAGACUAAGCCUUCUUCUUCUACGGUUAACCCACGCUCGUUUAAGAUGCCUUCACCGCCAUUAGUGCCCGCCUCAGCUCCACAGAUGUCGAGCGUGGGCUCCAGUGCGGGCGCAGGUCGCGUCAGCAAGGAACAGUAUCGGUCGCACAGCCUGCCGCUGGGCUCGCAGCUGAACCCCGACUGGACAGUGAGUGCGCCCGCGCAGCCCGCGCCCGCGCCCGCGCCCUCCGCUCUAGACGUCUCCGUCGCUAAGCAUAACGCGAGGGCUCGCGAGUCGAACCCGGGUGCCAUUCGCAUUCGGUCUCGCUCUACGUCGAGCGGCGUGGUGGAAGGCGAAGCACGCGACGGCGGCGCGGUGGGCGGGGCAGUGGGCGGGGCGGCGGGCGUGGCUGCGGCGGGGCGCCGCCCCCCGCCGCUCAACAGCGUGGCGUCCGAGCCCACGCUGCCGCAAGCUAGCGUUAUGCUCGCUCAGCUGCUCUCAGCGCAACACUCUCAGAGUAUGUACAAGCUGAACAAUAGCGAGGAGGCUGGGUCUGACCCCACCAAGUCGCCAGUCAGGAGGGGUCAGCCAUCGCCUAUUGGUAGCGAUAUCAUGUCCCCGCACCAGUCGCUGUCCCCGCCGGCGUCCCCCGGCGGCGGCCCCGGGUCCCCGCGCGGCGGGUCCCCGCGCGAGGCCCGCCGCACCCACCUGCACGCCGAGCAGAAGCGGAGGUACAACAUCAAGAACGGGUUCGACACGCUGCAGGCACUCAUACCGCACCUCAAUACCAACCCCGCCGCCAAGAUAAGCAAAGCUGCCAUGCUGCAGAAAGGUGCCGAGUAUAUCAAACAGUUGAAAGCUGAGAGAAAUCAAAUUAAAGAGGAGAUGGAAAGCCUGCGACAGCAAAUAGAAUGUUUAAAUAAUUCUAUCACCAACUGUCACUCGUUGUUGCCUGCGACAGGCGCGCCCGUGUCGCGCGCGCGCUCCGGCAGACUGCGCGAGAUGUUCGCGCGACAUGUCGCCAACCGCACCAUGCACAACUGGAAGUAUUGGCUCUUCAGCGUAGUGAGCGCGGCGCUGGUGGAGUCGUUCAGUGCGUGCGUGUCGUGCAGCAGCGCGGCCGACCUGGUGCGCACCACGCUGCUGUGGGCCGAGCAGCACUGCUCGCUGGUGGAGAUGCGGCCCGCGGUCCUGAACUCGCUGCGCGUGCUGUGCACGACGACGGACAUCCUGACGAGCCCUGAGCGCCUGGCGGACGAGGCGCGCGCCGCCGUGGCCGCCAGCGCCGCCGUCAAGACCGAGCCUACCUAGCAGCCUGGCACCAACUCGGGUUAUUAUUCGAUUACUUGUUAUAGAGUGCGUGUCGAUACUAAAUGUUAAAUAGUCGACCAACAUAUCAAACUUUAAAUAUGAAAAAAUAUCAAACCGCGCAUUGUGAGGUCGGUCUUUUUACCGUGUUGUUAUUAUUUAUUCGUAUUCAAAUAUGUUUCAGGGCAAAUUCUGUUACAUAUUUCGAUCCACGUUUGCUUAAUUUUGACUUCGCCACUUUUAUUUAAAUACCUCACUAAAAGUAUAAUUUUGGAAUGAAGGAUGUAAAAAACCAUUGUAUGUGGAAUGAUAGUUACAAUAUUUCAGUUAUAAAUACGAAGCUAAUACUAAAUAUGUUCCUCUCUUCUUCCUGCUUAUAUCCCAAACUAUUUGGAAUCCAUACCUCUUCAAUUUUCCGUCCUCCAUUCAUCCCCCACUUAGACAUUGAGAUAUCAUCCUAUCAGAAACUCCUUCUGGUAUAUCAUUCCUCACACAAUGUAUCGAUCGUAAAUGAUUAUAUUACUACUGUCAGUUUUUAUGAAUAUGAGCAAAGUUCCAAAUGUGAGCUUACAUCGAAAUUGUUACUUCUUUGUUUGUAAUUAUAUUAGUGUAUUCAUAAAUUGUAUGGAAAUAGUUGGUUAUACUAUAAAUUUUAUCAAGAAUAUGGGAAAUAUAUUAUCGUCACAGUUCUGGUGAGUCUAUUAUGUGAAGUAAAUGAUGAGGUGUAAAUUUUGUAUAGCAUCACAACAACCAUAAUUUAAUCAUGUAUCACAUUUGUCACAUUCUAUGUGGUGUUGUGUAAGAGCGGUCCAAAUUUCGUAUUUGAUUCAGUGUGGGCGUUGCCUCGGCCUGUAACGGCGAAGGCAGAUCAUGAAGUGUCCUAAUCUAGUGCCUUGUAGCUACGUGGUAAAUAUUUGUAAAAAUACACAGUCUUCUAGUAAGUAAUUCACAAAAGUCGGCAACUGGGUGUUGUUCUAGCUACGAGCAAUAAUAAAAUCAGAUUCCUGAACGUGUUUAUAUCACUUUGAGUAGAUGAGAUUGCUGCACUAAUUUAUUCUUAAACACGUCGUUUUGAUUAGUUUUUGUCCAAUUGCUAGUCUGAUAUUAUUUUUGCUUGUACUCUACAAUUUCCGAUCGCCGUUAAGAUGCCAUUUGAAUUAUUGUUUGGGCAUAUUAUUAAUUUUUUUUGCAAAUCUUUUAGUACGACAUUAACUGAUUUCAUUCUUGGGAGAAUGUUUGAAUCUGAAAUCAAUGCAGCAAACAAGAAGAAGUAAUUUUACCAAAGAUAAAGAGCCGCAUUACGCUUGGUAUAGCGACUCGAUCACGUUGUAAACUAUGUACAUGUGCCCGUCCUGUCCGAUAACACGUGAAUACCAAUGUAGUUCGUAAGAAACAAUGAAUUUAUUGAACUUGUCGAGAUUUAAUUUAGAAUUGUCUAAGUGUAUUUACGUAAGUACUUUAAGCAAAUAUUUUUAUAUUGUGUGAUAACACAGAUGUUUUUAUAUAUAACUAUAUAUAACUCGGUGCCAACGUAAAUAUUGUUGUAAUUUGUUAUGUAGUGAUAUAAUUUUAUGAAGUAUCGUUGACUCUGGCAGCACGUUGUCGUUUGUUAGCGGCGGUCGCGUCAGCCGCGCCCCGCUCGUGAGCUUUAAAUGAGGUUAAGUGCAAUUGUUGUUCUAUUGGAAAUACAAUCUGGAAACACA